Messenger RNA from Coregonus clupeaformis (lake whitefish), 2050 nucleotides. Its product is annotated as uridine-cytidine kinase 2-A. The record is from RefSeq and is a predicted model, not a curated record. The coding region runs from base 48 to 836 and encodes 262 amino acids. The transcript is spliced from 7 exons. Gene Ontology annotation, cellular component: cytosol; cytoplasm. NCBI's taxonomy places the organism in Eukaryota, Metazoa, Chordata, Actinopteri, Salmoniformes, Salmonidae. Gene Ontology annotation, molecular function: ATP binding; kinase activity.
GCCGGAGCAAAACCACCUCGGUGCGUCAGUAUGCGCUUAUAGCAAGCAUGGCAGGCGACAGCGAGACUAGGCUGGACAGUCAAGCCGAGAACGAGAAUGUUACACGGCAACCUUUCCUCAUCGGGGUAGCCGGAGGGACUGCCAGCGGCAAGUCGUCUGUCUGCGGUAAGAUCAUGGAGCUGCUUGGCCAGAACAAGAUUGACCAUCACCAGCGCCAGGUGGCCAUUCUCAGCCAAGACAGCUUUUACAGGGUCCUCACCCCGGACCAGAAGGCCAAGGCACUGAAGGGACAGUUCAACUUCGACCACCCAGAUGCAUUUGACAACGAGCUCAUCGUCAAAACGUUGUGGGACAUCUUAGAGAGCAAAACGGUGCAAAUCCCGGUGUAUGACUUUGUCACCCAUUCCAGGAAGGAGGAGGUGGUGAUGGUGUACCCAGCAGACGUGGUGCUGUUCGAGGGCAUCCUGAUGUUCUACUCCCAGGAGAUCAGGGACCUGUUCCAGAUGAAGCUGUUUGUGGACACAGACGCAGACACACGGCUCUCACGCAGAGUGCUCAGAGACAUCGGCGAGCGAGGUAGGGAUCUGGAGCAGGUGCUAACGCAAUACAUCACCUUUGUCAAGCCUGCCUUUGAGGAGUUCUGUCUGCCAACCAAGAAGUGUGCUGAUGUGAUCAUUCCCAGAGGAGCAGAUAAUCUUGUUGCCAUAAACCUUAUAGUUCAGCACAUCCAGGACAUUCUGAACGGUGGUCUGACCAAACGCCUGAACAGCAGCCUUAACGGUUACGGAACUCCCCGUAAACGGCAGGUGUCUGAGUCCAGCAGUCGGCCCCACUGACUGCACAGUCCCUCUCUCAGCGCCAGGGAGCGAGGGAUCGAUGGUAGAGGAGCUGAGGCCUCACCUGUACAUACCUACCUACUGCCUGUCCGCUACACUGUAUUUAAAAACCAGAACUAUUUAUUUCUCUAGCAAGAAGCUGCAAGGCCUUCAUUUGAAAUUGUUUUUUUUUGUACUGGAGGAUGACAUUGUUUGGAAGGGAGGAAGAGGAUUAGCUGUUUGUUUUGUAACUGUUUCAGGUCAAAGGUGCAGCAGUUAUUUUAUUUAUUUAUCUCUUAUUUGAUUUUCUGGAUACAUUUUUUGAGCUUACAGAUGUGAAUAAAUAAGGAGGAAGAUGGUUCAUCUGGGUUGAGCUUGAGCCCUUGGUGUGCGUUCAGUGGUCAGUGCAUUUUUGAUUGGUCAUGUCUGUCUUUACUGUUGUUUUAUUGGAAUGGAAGGGAGGAUGUGUGACAGAUUUGAUUUGUUACUGAGGGAACUCUGACACACACACACACCAUUAUAUUGGAAACUAUCCAAGAACCAAGAUGCAAAACUAAAUUCAGGACUGAUGCCUGCCACACCUAGUACUGAGGCUGCUCUAUGUAUAGGCAGACAUCUUAUCACUUGUCAAGGUACUGUAGUCCCUCGAUACACAUUCUGACGCACCAUAGAGAGACUCAGUAUGAGCUGAAGUGUUAGUAACUGCUAUUUGCUACAAGCAUGCUCAUAUUGAGUUAGUGAAAGGGAACAAUUUCUCAGGCCCUACACAGAUUAUCUGCCUUUGCUGACCAAUCCAGUGGGUCAAUGCAACUUCAUGUUGUCUCACUCUGAAAAAAUACUGAACUACUUGACUUUACAAAUCAAAACGGUGUUCUUAGAGUUUGUACAUAAUGUAUUUAGUAUUAUUUGCGCUAUUGAUGUUGCUGUUUUUCAGUAAUUUGAGUUUCACAGUAUUUACUUGUUACCAUGCAUCUUGAACAAACAACCUGAAUUUGAGAACAUCAAAACUGAGACUGUCUUUUUCGUCAAUCAAUCUUUACCUCGACCAGUUUUGUGUAUGGGGACUGACAACCCCACCAAAAAAAUAGUGUUCUGUACUUGUGCCCAUGGCCCCUCUUUUAAAGCCCUAGACAGGGGAGUUUGUAAAGGCCCCAUGUCUAUUGAAUUCUUUGUGGUUCCAACUCAUAACUUUUUUUCAUUAAUAAAAGCUAAUGCUCUUGAAGGAUGAGAUCACU